CAAACCAACUCCAACCCAACAACUUAUCAUCCAAAAAUAAUCAUCCUGGUUCAUUAAGGCUCAACUUCCAGUCCCAGAGUGUUUGUUUAUUGAGAGAAAAACCAUAAAUUGUAACAGAGACAGCUUCUCCUAGAAAUAUAUCAGACAACUCAUUUAAGACCGACUCACACACCCUCCUACUCCUACUCCUCCCUCCGCCUCAGCUGUCUAUAUUCACAUGCACCUAUAACCCCAUUAAUUUGGACACACCCUUUUCCUUGUUUCUCUUCUUCUUCUUCCAAUUUUCCCACCUUUUCUUCACUUUCUGGGUACUGUUUUUGUGUGGUCUUUCAUGAUUUGGGAGUCCCUGCAAUGAGAUACAUAAGGUCUGGCAGCUUCAAGAGGCUCUUCUCGGCUAAGAGGCGCAGUUUUGAGGAGGAAAGCCAGACCCCAGGUGGCUGUGCUCAUGAUGACGGCAAUGAGGCCUUCGGGGUUGGUGGGAAUGAAACAAAGCACCCUCAGAAACCCACCUGGAAAUGCUUCUCCUAUGAGGAGAUUUUUCAUGCCACCAGUGGGUUCAGCACAGAUAAUAUGGUUGGAAAAGGAGGGUAUGCUGAGGUGUACAGAGGAACCCUGGAAGAUGGUGAGGCUGUUGCUGUGAAAAGGCUGACAAAAGCUUCCACUGAUGAGAGAAAAGAGAAGGAGUUUCUCACAGAGAUAGGAACAAUCGGUCAUGUAUGCCAUCCGAAUGUCUCCUCACUCUUGGGUUGUUGUAUAGACAAUGGGCUCUAUCUCAUCUUCCAGUUCUUUUCAAGAGGCUCUGUUUCUUCUGUUCUUCAUGAUGAGAAUUCUCUGUCAUUGGAUUGGAAAAUAAGGUAUAAGAUUGCAGUUGGGACAGCCCGGGGCCUCCAUUAUCUGCAUAAAGGCUGCCAGAGGAGGAUAAUUCACCGAGACAUCAAGGCCUCCAACGUUCUAUUGACUGCAGAUUAUGAGCCACAGAUAUCGGAUUUCGGGUUAGCGAAAUGGCUUCCAUCGCAAUGGACUCAUCAUUCAAUUGUUCCAAUAGAAGGAACAUUUGGCCAUUUAGCACCCGAAUACUUCAUGCAUGGGAUUGUUGAUGAGAAGACCGAUGUCUUUGCCUUUGGAGUCUUCCUCCUGGAGAUCAUUUCUGGCCGAAAACCGGUUGAUGGGUCUCACCAAAGCUUGCAUAGCUGGGCCAGACCUAUCCUAAACCAAGGGGAAAUUGAGAAGGUUGUGGACCCAAGGCUUGGAGGGAUCUAUGAUGUUGCCCAGCUGAAGCGACUCGCCUUUGCGUCGUCUCUUUGCAUUAGGUCAUCAUCCAUCUGGCGCCCGACCAUGAGUGAGGUAUUGGAGGCGAUGCUGGGAGGGGAGAUUGACGAAGAGAGGUGGAAGAUGCCUGAGGAAGAAGAAGAGCAGGAAGAGUUCUGGGGUUUUGAUGAUCUUGAAUGUGAAAGUGACACUUCCUUCUCAACAUCCCCACAUGACUCAAUCUCAACCCGAAGUAUUUCUUAAAGAUGAUUUGGUGAAUUAGGCGCUUGAGGCUGCUUGAUAAUCUCUGUUUUUUUUUUUAAUCGAAAUAUAUAUGUAUGUACGUAUGUAUAUAUAUGUAAACUUGGCAGGCAUACAUAUAAACGAAUAUAGAAACAGCUGUUGUAGCACCCCCACUGGCUUCCAAUCAGUGCCUCUAUAAGAGAAAAUUUUGUGGAUGUGAUUAGACUUCA
This is a messenger RNA of Vitis riparia (riverbank grape), 1721 nucleotides long. RefSeq names its product probable receptor-like serine/threonine-protein kinase At5g57670. Gene Ontology annotation, molecular function: protein kinase activity; ATP binding. The coding region runs from base 352 to 1512 and encodes 386 amino acids. Gene Ontology annotation, biological process: protein phosphorylation. Lineage: Eukaryota; Viridiplantae; Streptophyta; Magnoliopsida; Vitales; Vitaceae. The transcript is spliced from 7 exons. The record is from RefSeq and is a predicted model, not a curated record.